Messenger RNA from Rotaria sp. Silwood1, 255 nucleotides. Lineage: Eukaryota; Metazoa; Rotifera; Eurotatoria; Philodinida; Philodinidae. The record is from the annotation of a GenBank genome assembly.
AUGAGUCAACAACUCAGUCAAAUCAUCAUUGAUUUAAUAAAACAACGUGGUUUUACUGACUAUGAUUCACAAUGUGUGACUCUUCUACAAACAUGUUUAAUUGAUUUUUAUAAUGAUUUACUCAUACGUUUUAAACAACAUUUUGAAUCAAUUGGUUCUUCAAUUACUAUACAGGAUGCUUUUCAAAGAACAUUAAAUGAUGUUAUGUCAAUCAAUUUACGAGAACUACAUAAUUAUAUGAAAAAUAAACAUUAA